AUGAGUCAAGUUGUGGAACACGUCGUACAGACAAAGAGGUUAAAUGACAAGACAAAUCAUCAAAGCGGACAGGAGGAGGAUCAAAAGGACCUCCCACCUGUUUUCAAUAAACGGUUGUUCGCAACACAAGGCAAUGUGAUCAUUACAAGAGAGGCUCACAGGGUGAUGACACGUAAUGCAAAAGCUACAGAGAAAGGAGAGGAACGAAAAUUGACAAAGUCUGAACUGUUAUCUAUGAGGACAGUGGUAGACGGUCUGAAACUUAUACACAAAGGUCAAGAUUAUAUCAAAGAUGCUCUAAGCCAUGUUGUUACCAGGGAGGACUACGACGCAUUUGAGUACGUGGUUAAGAAACCUUGGGAGGAUAAGUUAUCGUGCUAUUACAUAGUAAACGGUGCAGUGGAAGUGACUUAUGAUAUGAGUUCAAAAGAAUCCAGGAAUGUGUAUCAACCGAACAUUAUCUACAGUCAUGGCACUGGGGAAUACCUGGGUAUGGUUAAUGCCGAGAGUAGAGACGAAGAUAUAUCUCCGCCAGCUACGGUUUAUACCAAAGAGAGAUCUGAAGUUCUCAGAAUAGACCGUGAACAAUUUCACAGAAUUGUCGAACAAACAAAUGAAGUGCUAACCAAUGAAAUUAAGACAUAUUUUAAUCAUGGUGAAACUAUUUUUAAGGAAAUGCCCAACAGUUCCAAAGAGAAAAUAUUUCCUCUCAUUGAAAAGCAGGAAUAUCCUCCAAAUAAAGUCAUCAUUGAACAAGGGGAGAUCGCGGAUUUCCUGUAUAUCAUCAGAUCUGGUCGGUGUCAAUGUGAGAGGGAGGUGUUCAUUCCAGAGUCUAAUAUAACAGCGCUGUUUUACAUAUCCUGUCGGGAACCAGAUGACUUCUUUGGCGAGGAAUGUCUGUUAGAUAUGGAGCCAAGCUAUGCCAGAAUAACGACUACAAGUUCAACUGUCUGUUACAAGAUCCCAAGAGUAGCGUUCCAAGUUCUGAGCAAGGAAAUCCUUGUCCGGUAUGUGGAGGAACACCGGCAUGACUUCCCACCAGAACAUUCCCUGAUGGAUCGCGGAUACCGAAACACUCUCUGGAACAAUUACAAAUUCUAUCAAAUUAAAGAGACACUCAAAGAAAAGGGAAAACUUCAUUACAUGUGUACUUCAAACGGCUGUAGUGUUGAAACCAGACCUCCUUCUGCCAGUGACCAAUAUAAAGAGAACAUGUACAGAUUCAUCAUGAAAGGAGCACAGUAUACGCCAUUCCGUGUGAGAUCUGCCGCGUAUCCCAGGCGACAAACAGACCAUCAAAACCGCCAGCGACCAGCGACAGCCAUGGAAAUGACAACACGUCAUGGUUAUGAUGACGACGACAACAGUUCAGACGAUGACGAAGAAAAUGAAGAAGAUUUUAAUAACGACGCUGACCUUUUAGAAAGAGACAAGGAUGAGAAUGGAAAUACUAAAUUUGAGAGUGCACUUCUCGGUUCAGAACUUGCAAAGACGCUGGAAAAACACUACCCAAAGGGCAUUGAUGAUAAGGAGGCGUUACUGGAACUUUUAGACGAGAACAGUGAACUCAGCAAGCAUCUAAAGAAAGCCUGGGAAACCACAGACGUAACAGUAGAGGAGAAAGAGGGGUUCAUGAAAAACGGUGUUCUUGUUACGAUGAAGUCCGAUGAUAUCGUUCGGAAGGCAAUGGCGAUGGCUGAAAAACAGGUUCAUCAGCGAGGCAAGGGCAACAAGCAAGAAGAAGAAGACUGGGACACCAUUCUACAAGCAGAGAAUAACCAGGCAAAAUUUAUGAUGUCUGCGAACAAAAUGAGGAUAAACAUUCUCCGUGAUAAACUUCUGGUCAUAGAUAAAAAGAGACGAAAGGCUAUACAACAACGAGUAAGAAACGGAAGUAAGGUGGACUAUAAGUACACCCCUAGCAAGUUCUUACUGGGUGUUGCUGAAGAAACCACAGAGACUCCACGUCCGGCCAUUACGGUAAGUUAUUUAGCUUUGAAGUUUACAUCUACCGUAAUCGACGAUGAUGUAUGCCGUUGA
This is a messenger RNA of Ylistrum balloti, 2040 nucleotides long. RefSeq lists its product as uncharacterized. The transcript has 10 exons. The record is from RefSeq and is a predicted model, not a curated record. Lineage: Eukaryota; Metazoa; Mollusca; Bivalvia; Pectinida; Pectinidae. The coding region runs from base 1 to 2040 and encodes 679 amino acids.